AUGUCCGGGAAGUCCCCUGCGCCGGAGGCUGCGGCGGCGGCGGCGCCGGAGGUCCUUGACCUCAACGCGGACGUCGCGGUCGUGGACGCCCUGGAACCCGCGAGUGUGGGAACCACAGUUGAGGAGGAGGCGAAGGCGGCAUCCUCAGAAGCAGUAAUUGAACCGUCGGAAGAUUUCCGGGCUCCCGCUGAAGUUGGUUCAGAUGGCCCAGGAAGGGUUCCCCGUCAGCGGCAGCCGGGGGGAACUGUCGCGGAGGCGAAAGUCGCAGCUGCGGCUGCGCACUCAGCAGCUGAGAGAGUUCCUAAUCGACUCGAAGACUCGAAAGGUGUGGCCAAUCUCGUUGUAGACGUAGUCAAGGGCCAGAAUGACGGUAACCGGACAGCAGAAGCUGAAGUGCAUGUGAGUACUGGAACCAAGAUUACAAAGAAACGAAGUGAUGUUGCCGUUGCAUAUGCUGAUGACACCGAAGAAGACAGGAGUCGUUCGGUGAGGACGGAUCCUACCGAGGAAAAAAUCCUCAGGAGAGAUGUUGUGGCACCAGAUCUGAACGCAGCCGUCGAAUCAGAGAAUACGUAUCCACAACCGGCUGGAGAGAAAGCGAGCGAUCAAGCAGAUCUUUUUUCGCGAGAUGGAAGCCCUGUUACUGAUGUAACUAUUGCAGAAAUACUGCCCGAGAACACAGCUCGCCGAACUGCGGACAGAAAGGACCUUGUUGGGACUGAGGCUUCCGUACCAGCUUCUGGAAUGGACUCACUGCGGUCUUCCCAGACAACUAAGGAUCGGAGCUGCCGCGACCCUAGUCAAGUUGAGGUCCCGACUGUUCUUCUUGAUGUCAGGGGCCAGAAAGUGGAAGAACAUGGGGAUGCUGGUCCAAUAAAUGAGAAGGCAGCAGGUUUGGGUGAUGCUGAGGAAAAUGAUAUGGACUUAGUUCAUAAGGUGUCAACUGUAGUCCAGACUAGUGGUUGUCAUACUUCUCAAAUCAAUAUUCAUGAUAGUUCGCAUCUUUCAUGCUUGGUCACCGAAGUGCGUGUGACUGAAUCUUCACAGGAUCUGGUUUCAUCUGACGUUGUCUUAAAUGAAGGAAAACCGAGUAAAAGGGAAGAUGGAGGUCUUAAUCUACCAUCAGAGGACGUGGAAGGCGAAGUCACUGGGUCAGAUGCUGGAGGAGAUCAAAACGAAAGAGAGGUGCUUGAAGAAGGAGACCAGCCAGUUUUGAAAUCCAUCAGUCCUUCCAGUAGAGAGGAUAGUAAACAUGUAUCUUAUGGCAUAGCUUACGAGGAUAAGUCGUCAUUCUCCGUGUCUGAUUUAGUGUGGGGCAAAGUAAAAAGUCAUCCUUGGUGGCCUGGGCAAAUAUUUGAUCCCUUGGAUGCCUCAGAUAUGGCUCUAAAACAUCAGAAAAAAGAUCAUUUCUUAGUUGCAUAUUUUGGGGACAAAACUUUUGCAUGGUGUGACGAGACAAAACUGAGGCCAUUCCAGGGAUGUUUUUCUCAGCUGGCAAAUCAGAGUACUUCUGAUACCUUUGUCACUGCUGUCGAUAAUGCCUUGGCUGAAGCCUCUAGGCGUGUGGAGUUGGCAAUGUCCUGCUCUUGUAUACCAGAGAAAGUCAGUAGCAACCUCAAGCAUCAUAAGAUUGAUAAUGCUGGCAUCCGUGAAGGAUCUUGUCUUACAGUUACUGACAACACUUUUUUGGCAACCACUUUUCAGCCUGACAAAUUCCUUGACCACCUUAAAGGAUUAGCUCAAUAUCCUGGUGAAGAAACUGAUGGGCUGGAGUUAGCAGUAGCUAAGGCUCAGACGAUCACCUUUAACCGUUUAAAAGAUUACACAGAACUUUUCGCAUCCGUUAAUCAUGGUGGAUUAUCAGAGAAUGAUACUGUCACUUCAGCCACUCGGAGGAAAAGACCUCUCAAUGCUUUAGAUGAACAGUCAGUUUCUGCAUCCAUGGAUGAAGAAAAAGUGGUUGCCGAUAUCAGUGCAGGGAAGAAAAAAAGGAAGUUACAAGGUGUCCCUGAGCAUGGUCGCAAGCAGAAAAGUUUGUCGGAGUUGAUGGAAGAUAAAAAGCAUGAUGAUAUCGAAAAUGGUGAUGGAACGACUGUUGGAAUGAAUGUUUCUGAAAUAUCCCUUUCACCUUCUUCUAGUGAACAUGAGAAUGAUGAUUUUGCAUUUGGAUUCCCUGGAAAAAGUAAGAAAAAAAGGCUUGAUGCAUUGGGAGACCUAGAAAUGAAAACCCCAACUUUUGGCAAAUCUUUCAAAGUUGGUGAAUGCAUCAGUCGAGUUGCAAGCAAACUGACUGGAUCACCGUCUAUUAUGAAAUGUAAUGGUGACAGUCUUAGGAAAGGUAGUGUGGGGAAAGCUGAUCAAGUUAGUCCCCAUGUUUUUGAUGUUUCUCCCUACCCUCCUGAAGAAGCUGGGAGAAUGAGAGGGGGGACGUCGAAGAAGUAUUCUUCCCCGGAAGAGAUGCUUUCACAGCUUUGCCUUACUGCAAGGGAUCCAAUGAAAGGACAUAGCUUUUUGUCCGCAAUUGUUUCCUUCUUCACAGAAAUCAGGGAAUUACGGGAUUCUGACUCUGCCGUGGGUGAACCUAUUGAGAAUAUUAAAAAGAAAAGGGGAAGGAAAAAGAAGUCGGCGACCUUUGAUGAUCCCACAUAUGAAAUCUUUGGGGAGUCGAGUUCUGUUAUGGGCGAAACUGUUGAGAAGAUUAAAAAGAAAAGGGGCAGAAAAAAGAAAUCAGAGUCUAUUGACGAUUCCCCAGAUUCAAACCUGGGGAAUUCCAGCUCUUUUAUGGACGAGCCUGAUGAGAAGAUCAAGAAGAAAAGGGGCAGGAAAAGGAAGUCAGAUUUGAAGGAUGAUCUGAAAACUGACAUGUCUGGAGCCUCUACCCCGGACUAUAUGACAGACUCAUACUGGUCUGACAGACUUGUUUGUAGUACCCCUGAAGAAAAACCAUCAUCUGGUCGUCAGAAAAGGAGAGGCGAGCAGCUGAUGCAGUGCACGACAACCAAAAAGACGAAGUUGGUGCAGGAGUCUCUUCCAUUGAGCAAAAUGAUGGAAGUGGCACACCACCUGCGAAUUAACGCUGUAAGCCCUGCGAAGCGUGAUUCAGCUGCGGAGAAGCAGACGACCUUCUUUGGAGACAAACGUUUGGAGGACUCCACCCCAACUGCGCUCAUUCUGAGCUUUAAUGAGCCAGGUGCCCUUCCUUCUGAAACAAACCUCAUCAGGAUCUUCAGCCGAUAUGGCCCUCUCAAGGAAGCAGAGACCGAGGUUCUCGGUGUGACCAAGUGUGCUAAAGUAGUCUUCAAGAGACGUGCUGAUGCCGAGGCAGCUUUCAGCAGUGCAGGGAGAUACCGCAUUUUUGGCCCAGCUCUUAUCAGUUUCAGGCUCAAGUCUCCACCUUCACCUCUAUGUACUCGUGAGGCUAACCCUAAUGGCAGAAGGGAUUACGAAGCUUUGAAUGGUCUCCACUUGGAAACUCCAGGUACCUCUCAUUAUUUCUAUUUAUAUUUUCCUUUAAAUGCUCGUUUUUCAGUACCCGAAUGAAUGUAUCUCGCUUUCUCAAACUCUAGAGGAGGCGAAGGAACCAGCCCAGGAGGAAGUGCAGAAGUUAUCUCAAGAAGAUUCCAAGGAAUUAGUUCACCAAGAGGGAAAGGAAUCAGCGCAAGAAGAGGGGGGUGGAUCAGCUGAAGGAGAGACGGUGGAGCUGGUGCUGGAGCCUAACGAAGUAGCUCAAGGAGAGACGAUGGAAAUUGUUCAGGAACAGGGUCGGGAGUCCUCAGAUCGAGAGGAGGCAGAGGAAACAGCUCUUGAAGUACCAGAGGGCUUGGCGCAGGAAGAGUCUGAGGAGGAGGUGAAGGAAGCACCUCAAGAAGAGCCAGAGGUGUCGGCUCAAGAAGAGGCGAAGGAUUAGGCGCAGACUUGACGAUCGUCAGGCCCACGUGGAAGGCAGUCGCUUUGUGGUUGACUUGCGGGUCCAUCCUAUCGCCGAUUCCUUCGGUGCUUAGCUUCCAUUUGAUGUUUCUAAUUUCUCGUUGACUUUUGUUGUACAAAUGGCUCAGCUGACGCAUGUCAUAUGUUACGGUCUACGUGAUCAACUUGUACUUACCGAUUGUGGCAUCCGGACCCGCCUUCUAAAAACGAACUGGGCUGAUCGCCGAUCAGGUGCUUGAAAGUUCUCGUCCACGUCAUCCAAUUUUAGAUAUUUUUUCCAUCUUCUAAAUCAUGCGCUUUCCUCGCUACCUCUGAACUCGGCUCUAACUCCUUGAGAGAGUUCAGCAGCAGCAGCAGCAGCAGCAGCAGCAGCAGGUGCAGCAGAGUGGCGUGAAAAAUAUCUUCAUCUGGAGUUGAUGGGAUAGAUAAAAAUCCGGUCUUUACACAAAUUAGCUCUGGUAAAUGGACCUGCAGCAGAGAGUGACGUGGAAAAUAUCCUCACGUGGGGUUGACGAGAUGUAUAAAAAACCGAUUUUUACACACAAAUUAGCUCUGAUAAAAUGGGCCCGCGGCCUGGCCCGGUUUAUUUUUCGCCUUGGGCCCGAAAAAUACUCCGGAGACCUUUUCACUCACGUGAGACUCACGUGGAAUGGACCAGAAAUCCACAUGAAACUCCAGAGUUUGGCCGUUGGAGUGCUGAAUCUGGAAAUCAUUGGGCCCGACCCGGACCGUUAAAAGGGCUGAGCUCUGACUGGGAUUUGAAAAUUAUUGGGCCCAGAUGGGCCGUUGACAGCCGUAGGUUUUAAGGUUUGGAAAGGAAGGGAGGAGCUUCCCGCCCAUGGCUUCUGCAGUUUGAAGUGACUGAUCAGGUGAGGUCGUGAAGGAAGAGAAGGUAGGAGAUCUUCGGGUUCUUCGGGUUGGUCGCCGGCAAUCUGAUCUCGCUCUCUCCUCUCACGCGCAGUUUCGUAACCCUCCUCGUCGUUUGAAAGAGGAAUGGAGGAACCGGCGAAUGAGGCACGGCUGGAACCCUCGAUGGUGGACCACGCUUCGGCUGGUGAUCUCCCUUUAUCUGACUGAUCUUCCGAAAUCAUUCAUCUUCUGGUUUUCUAGUUUUCGGUUUGUUUCUGAUUUCGUUGUUUACGCUGUUCAUUGCCUUAUUUCUCCGGAGGGAACUCCGGUGUCGGUUUACUGAGGUGUUCUCCUGGGUAAGGGGGGGCUCCAUCUGAAGUUUCCGUUUGUGCUUGCCGAAGUCUGUAAAAAGUCCGGGCUUCACUGGUGUGGCAAAAUCUGGACGCUCUUGUCGUCCUUUAUCAGUAGCAUCGUUAGUUUAUCAACUUUUAUCAUGUUUUUUUCCCACGGUUCUUUUUCGCUUCUUCUUUACCCUCGGAUAUCUCCAGUUUGGACCUCUGCAGCUUCGGAAGACAAUAUUCGUAGUAAGCACUGCGCCAAUUUGUCAAUCGAAGACAUGGACAACAAGGAGAACCUUUACACGGUUUCGGCAAACCGAUACAAUCUUGCAGCCGCUCCCCAGGCAAUGUCACAAACUAGGAUGGUCAAGAAGGGUGGGCAUCGCAACCUGAGAAAGAGUUUAGCCUGGAACAAAGCUUUCUUCACCGACGAAGGUCUAUUGCCACCGCUAGGUCUUUUACAUUGUCGGUGUGUACUGGUGUUUCUAAUCUCGUUAUACGGUUGACCAGGUGUUCUAGAUCCCUCGGAGUUAUCCAUUCUGUUCGGCUCCGCGACAAAAUCAAGUGCUAGUUUCCUGACAGACGUCAAUGGAGAUUUUUCACCGUUGAAGAGCUAUGAUGUCAGUGCUACAGUAAAUUCGCAUGCUGAGGUGCACCUGGGAUCUGCGCUUAGCGAUGAAAAGCCCAAUGAUUUGCUUUCUACUUUAGAUCAACCAAGAUGUAUAGAUACAUCUAAUGAGGCCAGUUUCUCCGUCAUGAAGGCUACUAUUUUUUGUGUGUGACGAGGAAUGACCUUAUAAUUCAAUUCCGUUAAUUUUCAGGUCCCAGAAAAGACUAUCUUAGUUAAAAGCACUUGCAGAAGCAUCCCUCGUGCCCCGUCCACAUAUUCAUAUCCUUUUUUUAAGUUGUUUAAUUAUAGGAAAACUUUAUGCAGCGGUAUGUUUUAUUUUUGCUAUUCUUUCGAUGGAGUGAUAAACUUUUAACCAGAAGUGAUAAACUUGACUCAUUUAUUUGAACUAUCCGUUCCCAAUCUACAAAAAGGAUGCAAGUCUUGACUCACUUAAACGCAGAAGAGAGCAGCGAAUACUAACGCAUCAAAUCCAGCAUCAAAGAUGCUCAAGCUCACUGCAACUACGUCCAAUGCAUCUUCUCUUGCAUCCACUGUGUGUAGUUCACCGACAAAGGUUUCUAAUCAAAAUGUGAAGCCAGGUUAUUUUUCUACAAACUGUAGCUUCUUUAUGACAAGCAAAACUCGUGAAUAUCUCUUCAUAUUGUAACCUCAGGAAACUAGUCAUCCAAACACUGAUUUGAUAUCCUUUUUUUUUUGCAGCCAAGUUGGCGCAGAAUGCCAAGCUCAAAAAUUCCUCAUUGACUACGAAGAAAGAUUUCAAUUGCUCAACUAUGUCUGCUAA
Molecule: messenger RNA, 6526 nt
Organism: Spirodela intermedia
Lineage: Eukaryota; Viridiplantae; Streptophyta; Magnoliopsida; Alismatales; Araceae
Source: the annotation of a GenBank genome assembly